Molecule: messenger RNA, 2246 nt
Organism: Oryzias melastigma (Indian medaka)
Lineage: Eukaryota; Metazoa; Chordata; Actinopteri; Beloniformes; Adrianichthyidae
Product: B-cell receptor CD22
Exons: 9
Coding region: 76-1875 (599 amino acids)
Source: RefSeq, a predicted model, not a curated record
AACACUCUUUUCUUUUAAAGCAUUUUCUGCAGCACAUGAACUCUGUGGAGAAAGGAACCAGAGAGAGGAGACGCUAUGAGUCUGACUGCAGCUCUGAGAGGAUUUGUUGUUUUACUUUGCUGCUUUUCAGUUGUGAAGAGUCAGACAGACUGGAAAGUGAAAUACUAUCAGACUGAAAUCUGUGCUGAUAAAGGAUCAACUGUGGUCAUACUUUGCUCAUAUGAUUUUCCAGUAAUGUUAAAUCGAGUCAGCACCACUGUUAAAAAAAGCUUCUGGUUCAUCAGAACUGAAGGAGAACCUGUAGACCUGAGAGAAGAUCCAGAAUACAAAGAUCGAGUGACUUACAGCAGUUCUCCAAAGAGCUGUUAUCUGAUAAUCUCUGGAGUGAGAGAGAGCGACUCAGCAGUUUAUAAGUUCAUGUUCAUAACAAACCAUCAAACUGGACGUUACAUCGGAGAACCUGGAGUGAGAUUAACUGUUAGAGACCUCCAGGUUCUGCUGGUUUCCACAUCAGUCCAGCAGGAAGAUUCAGACGUUCAGCUAAAGUGUUUCAUCAGAUGUGAUCCAAAAGGUUUGGAGGAAUAUGUCUGGUUCAUAAAUGGAGAAGAAACCAGAUCAAGGAUUCAGUCUGAAACCAGUCAGACGUUUCUGUACAGAAGCUGGAAUUCUUCCACAGACAGGAUCUCUUGUUCUCUGAGAUCUUCAAAGACGGAUCAAAGUCCUGAAGUUUAUGCUCCACGAACUCCAACUGUAUCACUGGAUCCCCCCACAGAGAUUCUGGAGGGCAGAUCAGUGACUCUGACCUGCAGCAGUGAUGCUAACCCAGCAGCUAAAUUCAACUGGUUCAAGAAGAUGAAGUCAAGUGUGAAAAUUCUCUCUCAAGGUCCACAGUUUGUCUUCGAUUCAAUCCAGUCCACAGAUUCUGGAGAUUAUUACUGUAAAGUACAGAACUAUCUGGGUUUGAAAAUAUCAGACUUUAAACUGGAGGUGAAAUAUGCUCCAAAGAACAUCUCUGUCUCUGUGAAUCCUCCUGAGAUCCUGGAGGGCAGUUCAGUGACUCUGACCUGCAGCAGUGAUGCUAACCCAGCAGCUAACUACACCUGGUUCAAAGCAAAGAACCGUCUUAAUGCUGCAAAUGUUUAUCAUCUUCCCUCCAUCAACAUAAACGACAGCGGGAUCUACAGAUGUAAAUCUGAGAACAAACAUGGAUGGAUCAACUCAUCUGUGCACAUAGAUGUUCUGUACCCUCCCAGGUCUCCGUCUGUCCAUCUGUCCAGAACCAUCAAUGGUUCUGGACAGAUCCUGGAGGGCAGUUCAGUGACUCUGACCUGCAGCAGUGAUGCUAACCCAGCAGCUAACUACACCUGGUUCAAGGAGAACAAAGACUCUCCUAAAUCAGAAGAACAAAUGUUCACCAUCAGUGACAUCACAGCAGAAGAUGGAGGGCUUUACAUCUGUGUGGCUCAGAACAAACUGGGCCAGCAGAACUCCACUGUUCAAGUGUCUGUUGGAUCAGGUUCAGUGGGUUUAGCUGCUGCAUGUUCAAUCCCUGCAGUUCUCCUGACUCUCAUCUUCUUGGCUGUUUUAUUCCUGAAGAUCUUCAGAAGAAGAUCCUCAGGACCCUUAGUGAUCAGGAGUCAAGACAAAGAUGCACAGAACCGUGAAGGUUCUGAUCGUGAAGAUCCAACAUCCAGACAUCCAGCAGAGGAUGAGACUGAAAUUCAGUACGCCACCGUGACCUUCACCAAGAGGCAGGAGGAUCCUCUCUACUCCAACAUCGAACCGGUCAAAGCAAAGAGAAGACGGGACGCUCAUGAAGACAAAGAAGACGUGGUGUACAGCCUGGUCGGACCAUCCAGGAGUCCAGCUGACUGACUGAUCUGCUGAAUGAAAAAAGUCCUUUAUAAUCCAGAUUCAUCUGUAUGUUAAUCUGCAGCUUUAAUCCAAGAAAUGUACAUUUAUAUACAGGAAUGUUUCAUUAGCAGAAAGACUGUGUUCAGUUUUAAACUAACUAAUCAACAUCAAAAAGUGUUUUUCAUAGCCACUGACAAAAUAGCAGUUGUGUUUGCAGUUACAUUUUAUGGCAGAUUUCUUUUUUUCACUCUUGACCUUAAACACAUUUACUGGUAUGUGUUGGAUGUUUUAUGUUUUGUUAUUUCUUUUAUUUUUAAUAUUUAAAACAUUUUUAUAAUAGUUGAGAAAGAACCAAGUCUGCUCAUCACAGAGUAAAGUUACAUACAAGAAGA